GUCCAUCCAUGGAGGCCUCCUGGGGUGGGGAGUCCUGCUGGCAGGGACAAGGCAUGGAGAUGUUGGAGGAGAAGUAUCUACCUUCCAGGAAGAACUGGUUCCAGAACAGCCUGGAAGUGGCCCUCAGGGCGAUGACUGCACCAAGGCCCCAUUGGAAGGAAGGGUUUGGGCGGAGGAAGACAAGCUGUUCAGAUGUAUACCUGCUAUGCAGUGGAGAUUCUGGCACUUGGGGCUCUGCAAGGCCCUUGCCUCACUGCAGGCCACCUGGAAUGCCUUCUCCCAGCCUGUUCCAGCCAGCUGUGGCCAGCUGCUAACCCAGCUCCUCCUGUGUGGUUCCCUGGCUGCCGCUGCCACAGGUCUGGCCCAUCGUUGGCUGGUAUCUUCGCUGUUUUACUCCCUGCAGUCCUCAGCCAUAGUGGCCACAGUCUGUGGCUUCCUGGUCUUCCUUGGUCUAGGCCUGGUACCACCAGUUCGCUGCCUGUUUGCACUCAUGGUGCCCACCCUAGGCACAGAACAGGGCCGCCGGCUGCUCCUGUCCUAUAGCACUGCCACCCUAGUCAUAGCCGUGGUGCCAAACAUCUUGGCCAAUGUGGGUGCAGCUGGACAGGUGCUGCGGUGUGUCACCGAGGGCUCCUUGGAGAGUCUGCUCAACACCACUCACCAGCUGCAUGCAGCGUCCAGGGCUCUGGACCCCGUGGGCCAUGCAGGCAGCCGAGGCCUGACACUAAAGCCUGAGGGCAAUGGCUCCACCCUACGGCUCCAUAUGCUCAAGGCCACCCAGCAGAUCCUGGAGGAUUUCUCUGGCUUGGAGUCCCUGGCCCAGGCAGCAGCACUGGGGAUCCAGCAGGUGGUCACAGGCCUGUUUCUGCUGGGCCUCCUAGUGGAGUCAGCCUGGUACCUCCACCACUACCUGACAGACCUGCGGUUCGACAAUAUCUACGCUACCCAGCAGCUGGCUCAGCGGCUGGCACAGGCUCAGGCCUCACACCUGUUGGCCCCUCCUCCGGCCUGGCUGCUCUGGGCAGCCAGGCUGAAGCUGUCACAAGGGGAGCUGCUGAGUUGUCUCCUACGGCUGGGGCUGCUCACCCUGCUCCUGGUGGCCACAGCUGUGAUGGCGGCCGCAGACCAUGUGGCCUUCCUCCUGGCCCAGGCGGCUGUGGAUUGGGCUCAGAAGUUGCCUACUGUGCCCAUCACGCUCACGGUCCAGUACGAUGCUGUGUACACGGUGCUGGGCUUCGUUCCGUUCCUGUUCAACCAGCCACCUCAGGAGAACCCCUUCCUCUCCUCCCACAGCUCCUACCAGUGGGAGCUACGCUUCACCGCGGCCGGCUGCCACCUGCUGCCCGCCCAACGCCCCCGCGCGGCCGCUCCGCUGGUUGCAGGAGCCCUGCAGCUCCUGGCCGGUUGCACCCUCCUCCUGGACACCUACGCUCGCCGCCUGCGACACGCCAUCGCCGCUUCCUUCUUCACAGCUCAGGAGGCACGCAGGAUCCGCUACCUUCAUGCUCGCCUCCAGCGAAGAUACGACAGGCACCGAAGCCAGCAGCUGCCCCUGGGUGCUCCUUCCUGCUCCUGAAGCUCGGACCUGCCUGCAACCCCGAGCAUGGUUGGACAGGCGUCUGCUUGCAGGACCCUCCGGAAAACGGAGAGCAAUGUGCAAGGGGAAGGAAAGAGCUCUGGAGGUGCACAGACCUGAGUGGUACCGUGGCCCUCCUGCUGCCUUCCUGUGUGACGUGGGUAGUCCCCUGACUUCUCUGAGCCUGAGGUCUACCUCUGCACGAUGACUGCACAAUUACACUUGAUGUGACCUACUUUCCAUGUGGGAAUGUGGACAGGAUGGAACCCAUACUGGGCAUGAAAGCUCUCAGGGAACAACAGUAAUCAUGUAAAGAUGAAGUCCAGGAAGUGCAUGGACGGCCAGUGGCUCCUCCAGGCCAGACAGAAGUGGGUCAAGACUCUCAUCUCAUCAACUUUACUGGUUAGGUGGACACUGAGAUCUUAACGUACCCAAAUGCUCCUGGAACUUACAUGCCUCUGAAGCCUCUGAACUUAUUUAUAGUCAUCUCAAAUUUUGAUGUUAUGAAUAAAUGUAUUUAUUCUUGUCUUCAA
This is a messenger RNA of Tupaia belangeri chinensis (Chinese tree shrew), 2109 nucleotides long. It is a transcript of the gene OCSTAMP, whose product is annotated as osteoclast stimulatory transmembrane protein. NCBI's taxonomy places the organism in Eukaryota, Metazoa, Chordata, Mammalia, Scandentia, Tupaiidae. The transcript has 3 exons. The coding region runs from base 206 to 1576 and encodes 456 amino acids. The record is from RefSeq and is a predicted model, not a curated record. Gene Ontology annotation, cellular component: membrane.